This is a messenger RNA of Tribolium madens (black flour beetle), 1399 nucleotides long. RefSeq names its product ankyrin repeat domain-containing protein 49-like. Bases 101 to 688 code for a protein of 195 amino acids. The transcript has 2 exons. NCBI's taxonomy places the organism in Eukaryota, Metazoa, Arthropoda, Insecta, Coleoptera, Tenebrionidae. Gene Ontology annotation, molecular function: protein binding. The record is from RefSeq and is a predicted model, not a curated record.
ACGAGGUGUGGAAUUUGACAGACAAUUGUCAACAGCAACAUAACCUCCCAGAAAUUCUAGAGUUUUUGCGGUUUAAAUACACGUAAUUAUUUUAAAGGAAAUGGCAAAUCUUGAUCGUUGUUUUGUGAGUGGUUGGUCAGAUGACGAAGACGGUAUUGAACCUGAACGAAAUCCCUCUGAAGAGAACCCUAAACGCAUUUUAGCCGCAGCCGAAAACGGAAAACUAGAUGAAGUCAAAGCCUUACUAAAACUCGACCCCACUUUAGUUAGUUCAACUGAUAAAGAAGGCUACACUCCUCUUCACAGAGCUUGUUAUGGCAAUCACGUUGAAGUCGUGAAAUAUUUACUUCAAAACGGUGCAGAUAUCGCUGCUAAAACAGAAGUGCAAUGGCAACCUUUGCACUCUUGUUGUCACUGGAAUAACAUUGAGUGUGCACAGAUUUUACUUGCUGAAGGGGCUGAUGUAAAUGCUCUAUCUGAAGGGGGACAAACUCCUCUGCAUAUUGCUGCAUCUCAUGGCGUGUGUUAUGACUUGGUUCAGUUGCUGCUGAUGCAUCCUUAUAUUAAGCCACAUUUAAAAAAUAACAGCAGUGAAACUGCAUUUGAUAUUGCAAGGAGGAGUUCAAAGUAUAGGAAUGUUUUUGAUAUGGUUGACCCACUAAUAGACCUAAAACAUAUAGAAACCUAAUAUUUUUUAUUUAGUUUAUGUUAAUGAACCUACUACUUGUUAUUAUGUUGUAUAUAAUGUUAUAGUGACACAUACAGGGACAUUUUUUUUUACUUUCAACAUAGCUCUAUGUUCAGUUUAAAAAAGCACAGACCAAUGCAUUGAUGUCAUGCGGGUCUACAAUUUAAGAGCAACGAAUUAAAAAAUUGCUUUAUUGAAAUAAAGAUGAUGGCAAGACAAACAGAAAAAUUACAGGCAGAUGUUAUAGCAAAAAAUUUGAACAACAGCAAUGCAUUGGUCUGUGCUUUUUUAAACUGAACAUAGAGCAUGUUUAGAGUUAAAAAAAUGUUCUUGUUAUUGUCUUUACAAAUAGAAUAAACCUGAAUGAAUUUUAUUUAUAUUUAUAUUUGCUUUAAAUUUAAAUUAAGGGCUAAAAUGUACUAAUUGUAAUAUUCAUUUCUUUCGAAAAUUUACAUUUUUUUUAGUUUCUAGAAAUCUUUCUCUAAUAUGAUUAGUAAAUUCUACUAAUCAAAUGCACCUUUAUUUAAAUUAAAUUCAUAGAAAUUGUAACAACAAUUAAACCUGGGAAUAUACAUAUGUGCAUAAGCGAAUAUUUUUUUAAUCUUUUUCGCAAUCUUCCGUAGAAUAACUCACUAAAGCUAUAAUAAUAUUUUUGAAAUUGUACAAAUAUUGUUGCAUUAAUUGUGAAAGGAAAUAAAUUGGUAUGUUCCA